Messenger RNA from Suillus subaureus, 1473 nucleotides. RefSeq names its product cytochrome P450. Lineage: Eukaryota; Fungi; Basidiomycota; Agaricomycetes; Boletales; Suillaceae. Bases 1 to 1473 code for a protein of 490 amino acids. Gene Ontology annotation, molecular function: monooxygenase activity; iron ion binding; oxidoreductase activity, acting on paired donors, with incorporation or reduction of molecular oxygen. The transcript is spliced from 16 exons. The record is from RefSeq and is a predicted model, not a curated record.
AUGCAUUAUGUCUGGCUGUUGUUGUGCGCCGUGGGCCUAAUCCUCUACACCGUUUGGGGUAGCUACUUUGCGAGAAACCCACUAGAUAACAUUCCCGGGCCUCCUCGUCAGCAUUGGUGGACAGGCAACUUGGAUCAGAUAUUUGCGCGGUAUGUAUGGGAUUUCCACAAGGUGCUUGCGGAACGCUACGGUCCAGUAUCGAAGUUCUAUGGGCCUUUGGGGGCAAGGGAGUUGUAUGUGUUCGAUCCAAAGGCCAUGUACCAUAUCAUGGUCAAGGAUCAGAACACUUUUGAAGUGACUCCUGCCUUUUCAGCGACAAACAAGGUCCUUUUUGGGGAUGGCCUACUCUCGACGACGGGCGAACACCAUCGAAAGCAGCGGAAGAUGCUCAACCCUGUGUUUUCCAUCAGCCACGUGCGAGACAUGGUGCCUGCUUUUCUCAAGGUGACGAAAUGCGUAAAACACGGGUCCCGUGAAAUUAAUGUGUUGGAAUGGCUCAAUCGCACCGCUCUUGAACUCGUGGGGCAGAGCGGACUCCGGUACUCUUUUGAUUGUCUGCAAGAAUGCUAUGCAAAUCCUUACAGCACCGCCGUCAAGAACCUCCUCCCAACAAUAUUCAAAGUGUCCGUCGCGAGGAAAUUUCUCCCAUUUCUUAUCAAUGAGAUCUGUAGUAUUGUCGACGCUAUGGAUGAGACAUCGAUGAAGGUCUUGGAGGAAAAGAAAUGUGCACUUUCUAAGGGAGACGACGCGGUAUUGCACCAGAUUGGAGAAGGAAAAGACAUCACGAGCAUACUGCUCCGAGCCAACAUGGAUGCUUCAGCGGAAGAUCGUCUUCCAGAUUUAGAGCUCAUGGCACAAAUGAGUACGCUUGUUUUUACCGCAACACAUACGACUGCCGGUGCCCUAUGUCGGACCCUUUUGACUCUUGCUCAUCACCAAGAUGCACAAGACAGACUGGGCGAGGAAAUCCAACUAGCAAUGGCUGAACUUGGCGAGCUUGACUAUGAUGCCCUGGCCAAUCUGCCAUACCUUGAUGCAGUAUGUCGAGAGACACUGCAUCUGUAUCCUCCAGUUACCACCGUCGCACGCACUGCAGCUGACAAUAUAGUCCUCCCCUUCUCGCGUCCCGUCAAAGGGAAUGAUGGGACAUAUAUGCAUGAGGUCCUUGUGCCCAAGAACACGAAUGUUGUCGUAAACCAGAAAAAAUGGCUGUCUCCACUUCCACAAAGUGUUAUUGAUGCCGAGAUUCCAGGGGUCUACUCUCACCUAAUGACAUUCAUUGGCGGCGGAAGAGCGUGCAUUGGAUUCAGGUUUUCAGAACUUGAGAUGAAGAUUGUCCUUUGCACACUCAUCCAAGCAUUCAAGUUCACUCCCACGAAAGAGAUCGAUUGGACCAUGCAGGUGUCAUCUCCGAACGUCAAAGGUUCUGAGGAUGCAAAGUGGCAGUUGCCGCUCCGAGUCGAGUCGAGAUGA